UCCAACACGGGGAAGCACUGCGGUAUCGUGGCGGCAUCGAAUACGCGAACCAACCCAGCCCGAGAAUGGAAUCGCAUCUAGGACCGUCGCCGGUCCUCGGCUUGCUGGCUGGCCUGUCGCUGGUGGCAGCGGCAUCGGCGGCCCUGCUGUUCGUCGUCGCCGUCCUGCUUCCGUGGGUGGUUUCCGUCGUUGCCGUGGCUUGGUUUGCGCCCCCCGCCCUACGUCAUUCCGCCCUGUAUACCGGUCGGGUCUGGCACACGCGGCUCCAUCCAAAGAAACACGCGUUCACGGUACGUACUCUGCUGCAACGUGACACAGACGCGGUAGGCGUGGCGUGGAAUGGAGUGAAGUGAAGUGAAGUGCCCUGUCGUUGCGCAACGCAACGCAAUAGAGGACAAGCCGAUUUCUAUCCCCCUUCCUACCACUCUGUGCUGGUAGCUAACCAUUCMAGAUUUCGAUUCUCAUUGCAUUUCGUGUGUUCAUUUCCGUUCUGCUAUGCUUUUCGACCAAUAACUACUCGACRAAACACAAAAAACAAUGCGAUUCGACACCACAAACCCCGGCCUACGCACCGGUGACCGCUAAAAACAACAUAUGCAAAAACAMUGCGACACAACAAUUGCGACAACAAAAUUCGAUGACACGCAACAACACCAUCGCCACCGAUGUAGUAUCCUAUUUUUAUGUUUGCACUGGACCUGGAAGAACUCGAURGCUUCCGAGAUUCGAUCUGGCCUCUUUCGAGGUGGCUCGUUCAGUUCCGGGAACCGGACCACCUCAAAAACGGCGAAGGAUUGCUAGAGGAAGAACAGACCGCAGACAAAGCAUCCCGUCCCGAACGCAACGACGAAAGCGAAAGCGGGGCCCACAGCGACGAUCCCAACACCCCGGCCAAGGACGCGAUCGGGACCCGGCUGCUCCGCCUGGUGACCCAAAAGACCGAGGGAAAAUUUCGACCCACUCUCUCGACACACAGGGUUGUGAUCCUGACCCAUCUCAGCUACUACGGGUACAACUUUAACCCCGUGUCCUUUUACUACAUCGUCGACAAGGCGACGGAGGAGCUCUCGGCGGUGGUCGGAGAAGUCAGCAACACCCCCUGGACGGAAAUGCACUGCUACGUGUUGCACCCGGAUAGCACCGACAGGGUCCAGACCAAAGCGACGCACGCGGACGAGGKCAAGGCUGUGGGCAGCGCCACCACGGCGAAAAAACGACCACUGAAAAAAAUCGAGUAUUCCUUUCCGAAGGAAUUCCAUGUGUCUCCGUUYAUGGAAAUGGACUACUGGUACGACUGGACCUUUGCCGGGGUUCCGGGGCCGGAASUGCCACCCGGGGAGUCCCAGAUCAYGGUGAUCAACACGCUGCGGCGAAGGACCAACGACCGGAUCGAAUUCACCGCCAAGCUCGUGGUGGACCGCAACCCAAUCACGCCCACGAGCGUGGUGUGGCAGAUGGUCCGGCUCCCGAUCUUUUGCUUCAUCGUCCAGGUGUGGAUCCACUACCAGGCCGCCCUCUUGUUCGCAAAGGGCAUCGUGUACGUCCCCCACCCGGAGGGAACCGAAACCGCCGCCAGCACGGCCAUUGCCACGAUCAUGGUCCCGUUUUUCGCGAUCCGGGACCUCGUGUGCAGGCCACCACAGGAAGCCGAGAAGAGCAAGACGGCCUGAGGGAACAAAAAAGAGGUGCGACGGGAGGAGAAAAGGCGAAUCCACUGUUCUAUGGCCGUAUCUAGAUGGAUGGAUGGAUAGAUAGAUGGAGUGUAGCUAAAAUAUUUCAGAGAAU
Pseudo-nitzschia multistriata is the source of this 1785-nucleotide messenger RNA. The record is from the annotation of a GenBank genome assembly. Lineage: Eukaryota; Bacillariophyta; Bacillariophyceae; Bacillariales; Bacillariaceae.